This is a messenger RNA of Astyanax mexicanus (Mexican tetra), 1581 nucleotides long. Its product is annotated as PX domain-containing protein 1. NCBI's taxonomy places the organism in Eukaryota, Metazoa, Chordata, Actinopteri, Characiformes, Acestrorhamphidae. The coding region runs from base 473 to 1063 and encodes 196 amino acids. The record is from RefSeq and is a predicted model, not a curated record. The transcript has 5 exons.
UAAUAGCUUUUGCAGUGGGUCUUACAAAGAAAACAAAUCCCACCUCCAAUCCAAUUGAAAUAGGAUUAUCCUACCUCCAGGAUCUUACUGAUUCACAUUACCUUCAGGAAAGGAGGAAAACACUGGAUGGCUUCCAAGCUGAAGUCAGCCAAGAUUUACACUGUGCUCCAUUUAUAGGGUAAAGCAGUGUAUACUGUGGCUCCUAGCAAUCUGUCCAGCAGUCUAUUGUAGUUCAUACAUAAUUAACACACAUAACUGCCAACGAGUGUAAAGGCAGUGCAUAUAAAUCAGCCUUAAUCUCAGCAGGAGGAGGAGCAGGGAGAGUCUCAGAGCUCCAGUCACACAGUAAAGGGCUACAGCAGUGUGUUAGUGUGAAUCUGUUCGUAGUUUGAUUUUCCUACUGGUUGUUACACUUUUCCAGUCAUACAGGCUGGGGGUCUGUGGUGGAGAGGAGGCUGAGUGACGGGGGGAGAUGGACGGGAGCUGGCCGCAGGAAGAAGAGCUGGUCGAGGGUCAGAGAUGCUCUGGCAGACGUCGGUCAGGUGUGGAUAGACUGUGGACAGAGGUAACCAGAUCAAUCUCAGGAGAGGAUGAUGGGACGGCAGAGGCCUCAGUGCUGGCAGCACUGCAAUGGAUACAUGAGUCUGAGGUAAACACAGUCUCAGAACACAGGUUGAAUGAAGUGGAAAAAAUACUGAAGAAUAUAAUCAGCAUGUCCCAUAAGUAUUCCCAGUCUGAGGCAGCGCUCACAUUUUUCCAGUCAGGCUCUCUUGACUUAGUGCAGCCCUUUUUUCAGAGUCCCGUCACAGUGGCAGAUAUAUGGAGUUCUAAUGGAUUCUGCUUGGCCAACACUGAAACUAUACUGUAUGAUGCGCAUUUAACAAACAUGCGUGAGAAACCAAGGAAAAGGUACCAGUUGCUGACAAGGACAAAACCGGAGGGACUUGACUGUAAUGCAGAAACUGACACCAGACACCAGGCCGCUGUCACUAAACCCCAGAACUACCUUUCUAGCUUGUCCUUCCUCCAGCCAGAGGCCUGUGAGACCGACAUCCUGGAAUAAACAUAAAAUGGAUUGCUUUAGCCUUUUCCAUUCUUACUCUGCUGAUAAUAAAUGAAGAGGAAGAAACUCAGGAUAUAAAAUAAGGGCUUUGUCUUGUAGAAUUUACAGUCUCAGCAGGAAUUAUAAUUUUAGCUGAAAUCACCAUACUUUACACUGUACAGUACUGCUUGAAAGUUUGUGAACCCUUUAAAAUGUUCUUUAGAUGAAGAGAACCAAAUAAAAAGGAAACGAGACAAAAAUAUUAGACUUGAUCUAAUAUUUAUUUAUAGAGGAAAAUUCAAAUCCAAUAUUAGAGUGGUAAAAGUAUGUGAAACUUUGUUUUCGGUAUCUGGUGUGGCCUGCAGCCCAACAUUCCUGCUAACUGCGCAUCACCUUGAAAGAGUUUUUCACUGUACAUAUCUUACUGUAAACACUGCUAAUGGCUUUAUAACUAGCUGAUGCCGAAUGGUGUAAACUGCACACUGAAUUAUUGUACAUUGGAAUUUGAAUACAAAUCAAUAAACUUUAAAUUUCACAAA